CAUUGUUGAAGAAAGAAGUUAUGUACCAUGUUUAGACUUGGUUUAUGGAAGAAUGUCAUUUAAGGGAUUCAAUCCUGAAGUUGAGAAGUUAAUGGUUUUGAUGAAUGCUCCCAAAGAAGAGGAGGAUGAAGAGGAGGAGGAGAAGGAUAUAACUCGAAUGGACACAGAUAUUACAGAUGAGGAGAUGGCCAUGAGAUAUGGAAGCUUGGUUGAAAGCAUGAAAAGAAGAUUUGCCAAAAAAAGGGACCACACGUCUCCGAAGAAUGACGAGAAAGACAUCAACCAUGAUGAUGUAGAGACACAACCCAAGAAAGUGUUCUUAAAGCCUAAGGACUGAGGCAUAUUUAUAGGCUGUAUAAAAUGUGUGUGGUGGCCGUGUUCGGUGUUUUUUGUUUGUUUUAAGAUAUAUGCACACACUUUGGACUCUGUUUUUAUAUUCAGUGAAUAAUGUUCUGUAAAAUUGCAGUAAAAAUGGAAGAUGUAAAUUCUUAUUUUCAAAUGAAAGUUUGUGCAUUGUGUGAGACUGACCUAGCCAUCCAGAUUUUUUUUUUUUUUGACCAGUUGUGAGAAGUUUAGGGUUCUUGUGCAAGAACUGGAAUACCUGUGGAAUUUAAAUCUGGUAUUUCCAGUCCUGAGAAAAGUAUGGUAACCUAAACCUUUUACUCAAGCAUGUGUGGAUCAUCUUCUGUUAAAGUAAAACACAAAGCACUCUCUUGUCUUUAGGCAGUAACGCAAACAUCAUGUGUGUAUCCCUUUUCAUGAUGCUGUUAUUGACCCUUUAAAUAUAGCACACAACUGAAAAUAGAUUCUGGACAGUAAAAUGGACCAGCGAAA
This is a messenger RNA of Neoarius graeffei (lesser salmon catfish), 834 nucleotides long. Its product is annotated as M-phase phosphoprotein 6-like. NCBI's taxonomy places the organism in Eukaryota, Metazoa, Chordata, Actinopteri, Siluriformes, Ariidae. Bases 53 to 337 code for a protein of 94 amino acids. Gene Ontology annotation, biological process: maturation of 5.8S rRNA. The record is from RefSeq and is a predicted model, not a curated record. The transcript is spliced from 3 exons.